Aspergillus terreus NIH2624 is the source of this 2283-nucleotide messenger RNA. RefSeq names its product putative DNA ligase I. NCBI's taxonomy places the organism in Eukaryota, Fungi, Ascomycota, Eurotiomycetes, Eurotiales, Aspergillaceae. The transcript has a single exon. Gene Ontology annotation, molecular function: DNA binding; ATP binding; DNA ligase (ATP) activity. Bases 1 to 2283 code for a protein of 760 amino acids. Gene Ontology annotation, biological process: double-strand break repair via alternative nonhomologous end joining; mitochondrial DNA repair; DNA recombination. The record is from RefSeq and is a predicted model, not a curated record. Gene Ontology annotation, cellular component: DNA ligase III-XRCC1 complex.
AUGGACGAGUCGACGGCAGCUGAGACAGCAGAGACACCACCCGUGGCCGCUAUUGAGAGCUUAGAGUCCCCGCAAAAGACAAAACAAAAGCAUACAAUCUCGCUGCAGUCUUCUGCUGGUACAGAAGACACGGUCUCUCUGGCUAUUCCCCUAGAUCAGAGCCCCUUGACAUUCGACGCAACCAAGUAUGCCGAGGAGUUGCAGGCGCACUGGGCUGCAGAAGGGGGUUCCGCCUCCUACGCGCUGUUGACGCGAGCGUUCGUGCUCGCGAAUGCGACAACUAGUCGUAUCAAGAUCGUGGACACGCUGGUGAAUUUCCUGCGGAUCUUAAUCGAAGGCGACCCAUCGAGCGUUCUCCCCGCCGUGUGGCUUGCAACCAACUCCAUCUCUCCACCGUACGACGAGCUGGAGCUUGGACUUGGCGGGUCCUCCAUAUCCAAGGCACUGAAGAAAAUAUACGGGCUUGACAACCAGGGACUGAAAACGCUCUACGACAAGCAUGGUGACGCGGGUGACGUCGCAUUCGAAGCAAAGAAAAGACAGUCCUUCACUCUGAUAAAACCAAAGCCGCUCAAGAUAAAGGGUGUCUACCAGUCACUGCAGAAAAUCGCCGCGAGCAAAGGCAGUGGGAGCCAGGAAACCAAGCAGCGGAUCGUCGAGAAACUCCUCCAAGACACGCGAGGUGCGGAGGAGAGCCGAUAUAUCGUGCGCACUCUCGUUCAAAACCUGCGCAUCGGCGCCGUCAAAACCACGAUGCUCAUCGCGCUGGCUCGAGCGUUCCUAUACUCUAAGCCCCCCGGAGCCGAAUUUUCUGUCUACUCCCAGCAGGAACUGGCGAGUCUGAAGAAAGAGAACCUGUCUGAGAUCUACAACAACGCAGAAGAGAUCGUCAAGGCCUCUUAUGCUCGACACCCCAAUUACAACGACCUCGUGCCUUGUCUGCUCGAGAUAGGCGUUAAUGAAGAGCUACUCCUGCGGUGCGGCCUACAGCUGCACAUCCCGCUGAGGCCCAUGCUGGGCAGCAUCACCCGCGACCUCUCAGACAUGCUGACCAAGCUACAAGGACGCGACUUCAGCUGCGAGUACAAGUACGAUGGGCAGCGCGCACAGGUCCACUGCGACGAUAAGGGGCGAGUGUCGAUCUUCUCCCGCCACCUGGAGAACAUGACGGAGAAGUAUCCGGACCUGGUGUCCUUGGUGCCACAGAUCCGCGGCGAAAGCGUGUCCAGCUUCAUCCUCGAAGGCGAGGUCGUCGCAGUCGACCAGGAGACAGGCGAACUCCAGACCUUCCAAGUCUUGUCCAACCGCGCCAAGAAAGACGUGCAGAUAGGCGCAAUCAAGGUCAACGUCUGCCUCUUCGCGUUCGACCUGAUGUACCUCAACGGCGAGCCCCUCCUGAACCGGCCCUUCCGCGAGCGCAGAGAGCUCCUGCGCAGCCUCUUCGUCGAAAUCCCCAACCGCUUCACCUGGGUCAAGAGCCUCGACGCCACGUCCGCGGACUCGGACGCCGUACUGGAGUUCUUCAAAGGCGCGACCGACAGCAAAUGCGAAGGGAUCAUGGUCAAGGUGCUAGACAACGUGCCCAAGAAUACCGCCGUACCACCCGACGAACAAAACAGCAUGCCGGCGGCUCCCACCUCCGCCGAUCCGCCAGCCGACGCAUCGAAGCCCGCGCCCAAAGGCAACCGCCGCAAGGCGCUCCUCUCGACCUACGAGCCGGACAAGCGACUCGAGUCCUGGCUCAAAGUCAAAAAGGACUACAGCACCUCGUCGGACACGCUCGACCUCAUCCCCGUCGCCGGGUGGCACGGCCAAGGCCGCAAGGCGAAGUGGUGGUCGCCCAUCCUGCUGGCCGUGCGCAACCCGGAGACCGGCAGCCUCGAGGCGGUGACCAAGUGCAUGUCCGGCUUCACGGACAAGUUCUACCAGGCCAACAAGGACAAGUACGCCGAGGGCAGCACGAACGUGAUCUCGCGCCCCGCCUACGUCGAGUACUACGGCGAGCCGGACGUCUGGUUCGAGCCGCAGGAGGUCUGGGAGAUGGCCUUUGCCGACAUCACCCUCAGCCCGACCUACCCCGCCGCCCUGGGGCUGGUCAGCGACGAGCGCGGCCUGAGCCUCCGCUUCCCGCGCUUCCUGCGCGUCCGCGACGACAAGUCCAUCGACGAGGCCUCCACCGCCGACUAUCUGGCGUUACUUUGGCGGAAGCAGUCCGAGCGAGCGCGCCUCGAGGACGCAGGCCAGCCUGUGUCUGGCGAGAAAUUGGGUUGGCAGGAUGAAUGA